Molecule: messenger RNA, 2751 nt
Organism: Scleropages formosus (Asian bonytongue)
Lineage: Eukaryota; Metazoa; Chordata; Actinopteri; Osteoglossiformes; Osteoglossidae
Gene: nln
Product: neurolysin (metallopeptidase M3 family)
Exons: 13
Coding region: 32-2158 (708 amino acids)
Biological process (GO): proteolysis; peptide metabolic process
Cellular component (GO): mitochondrial intermembrane space
Molecular function (GO): metalloendopeptidase activity
Source: RefSeq, a predicted model, not a curated record
CGCUGCACGCGUGUUCGCUGUGUUGCAUGCGAUGCUUUCCACACACGUUUCCGUGUUUCGAGCGCUCGCCAGUGUGUUCCGAGCCAAAUCGAGAUUGAGAAUGACCCUUCAAAACGGACCGGUGGUUUCUGUUGCGAAUGUCUCCCUGUCGACACUUGGUAGAAACAGUCUGAGAUGGGAUCUCACACCUGACCAGAUCAAAUGCAGGACUGACAAGCUGAUCCAGCGAAUAAAGAAGAUCUACGAUAGCAUUGGAGCGCUGGACCUGGAUAAAGUAUCCUUUGAAAACACCCUAAAGCCCCUGGCAGAUGCCAAAAUGGAAUACACUGUGUCGAGACAUGUUCUGGAUUUCCCUCAGUAUGUCUCGCCAUGCAGCCGAGCGCGCUCUGCUAGCACGGAAGCAGACAAAAAACUGUCUGAGUUCGAUGUGGAAAUGAGCAUGAGAAAUGAUGUAUUCCAGCGACUCCUGGCUUUGCAGAAGCAGCUAAAUGAUCUUAAGCCCGAGGCAAAGAGAUUAAUGGAGCGGCUCAUUAACCUGGGGAGACGAAAGGGACUGCAUCUGCCAAAGAACAUACAAGAGGAGAUCAAGUCAAUUUCCAAGCUGAUAAGCAAACUCUCCAUUGAUUUCAACAAGAACCUGAAUGAAGACAACACUUAUCUACUAUUUGGUGAAGAUGAACUAGAUGGCAUGUCAGAGAGCUACAUGAAUGGUCUGGAAAAGACAGAAGAUGGCCUCUUCAAAGUCACCCUCAAGUACCCUCAUUACUUUCCUCUAAUGAAGAGAUGCUGUGUCCCUGAGACUAGGCAGAAGAUGGAAAUUGCCUUCCACAGCAGGUGUAAGGAGGUGAACACAGUCAUCUUGGAGCAACUCAUCUCACUGAGAGCCAAGAUGGCCAAGUUCCUUGGCUUUAACACCUAUGCUGACUAUGUGCUUGAAAUGAACAUGGCUAAGAACAGCACCAACGUUGCCCACUUUCUUGAUGAGUUCUGGAAGACACUGAAGCCAGUGGGAAAUCAGGAGAGGCAAUAUAUCCUGGAGCUGAAGAGGGCGGAGAGUGAGCGGCUGGGGCGCGAAUUUGAUGGGGAGAUCCACGCCUGGGAUAUGCUGUACUACAUGAACCAGGUGGAGCAGGUCAAGUUUGCUGUGGACAAGGACAAGCUGAUCAAGUACUUUCCCCUGGAGGUGGUCACAGAGGGGCUGCUGGGCAUUUAUCAGGACCUUCUGGGCCUAACUUUCAAGCAGGUACACAAUGCCCAUGUCUGGCAUGACAGUGUGAGGCUCUACUUUGUCCUGGACACAGCCUCAGGGGAAGAAAUAGGACAGUUCUACUUGGACUUGCAUCCUAGAGAGGGGAAAUACGGUCAUGCAGCCUGCUUCAGCCUCCAGCCAGGUUGUUUGGGACCGGAUGGUGAGCGCAGACUGCCGGUGGCAGCCAUGGUGGCCAAUUUCACAAAGCCCACAAUCAGCUUGCCAUCGCUGCUGCAGCACCACGAAGUGGAGACCUUCUUCCAUGAGUUUGGUCAUGUGAUGCAUGAGAUCUGCACCAGAGUGGAAUUUGCUGAAUUCAGCGGGACACUGGUAGAAACGGAUUUUGUGGAGGUGCCCUCUCAGACACUAGAGAAUUGGGUGUGGGAGAAAGAACCACUGCAGAGGAUGUCCCGACACUACAAGCAUGGCAGUGCCAUCCCAGAUAGUCUGCUGGACAGGCUCAUAGCCUCCAGAGUGGCUAAUACAGGACUUAUGAACCUGCGUCAGGUAGUCCUCAGCAAAGUGGACCAGUCUUUCCACACAAAGUCUAGUGCCAACACUGCAGAGGAGUUUGCCCGGCACUGCAAAGACAUCCUGGGGAUCCCAGCAACUCCAGGAACAAACAUGACUGCCAGUUUCAGUCAUCUAGCAGGGGGUUAUGAUGGGCAGUACUACAGCUACCUGUGGAGUGAGGUCUUCUCCAUGGACAUCUUCUUUAGCCGCUUCAAGAAGGAGGGAAUUAUGAAUCCAAAGGUGGGAAUGGAGUACAGGAAGGUCAUCCUGGAAGCGGGUGGCUCUGUAGAUGGAGUGGACAUGCUUAAGGAGUUCCUCGGCCGUGAGCCGUCUCAGACCGCCUUCUUCCAUUGCAAGGGUUUGACCAAGCUGGAGAGUCCACACAACUCACACUGAAACAGCAUUACUGUGAAAACAGUAAUACAUACAUUUAAUAAUCAUUGUAGAAAUUCAAGACAUUAUGCAGAGAUAACUGUUGCCAUAAGGCAUUAUAUUUUACUUGUGCUUAGAAGUCAACCCAGUAGUAAGGUUUUCAAGAAUCAUACACCACAAAUUCCUUGUAUGUGUGAACAUACUUGGCAAUAAAGCUCAUUCUGAUUCUACAGUAUGUAUAGUCUGUACUGUAUAUAGGUAAGGUUAUAUAAUGAAUUAUUUGUCAGAACAUUACAAUUACAUUAAUACAAUUUUUUGAUUGGGGGUUGUACCAAUUUUUACUAUUUACCUCAACUUAUUUUUGUACUUGUUUGUGAGAUUUAAAUUAUCCAAGGUUUCGUUGUACCAGUUUAUUGCUGUGUCAACUUCCAGCAGGGGGAGACAGAUAUCUAUUAAAGAAGGAGAUUAAAAAUACUAAUUUAAGGAAAUCUUUACAAAACAGAUGCCAAAAUUACUUUUUUCGUGCUGAGAAAAAUAUUUCUGUAUUACACUGUAUUAACGUCAGAUCCUUUAUAUCGCUCAAAGCUGGGCUUUUUCCAGUUUUCAUCUCAUCCCAU